UUAGUUUGAAGUGAAUCCUUGGUGGGUGAACUUUGCUUAUCUUAUUGUUUAAUAAAUCCAUAACUGGUAUUAUAAAAAAAAAGAAAAAAAUUUAAACUAUGAUAAUUAUUCUCUGGAUGUCUAUUAAUCCUCUUAUGUCCUUCGCGACAGAUAAUCAGAAAGAUGAAAAUACUGGAAAUACCAAAAAGAGGAUUAGCGAGGAGAAAUGCGAAGAAUAUGCAAAGCUUGCGAUAGUGGAGAGCUAUUUCACCCCGCUUUUAUUGGACGGACCCACAUUUUCUGUUGGAAUUGCAGAGUGUAAAUUUGAUACUCCAUUGAUUGUGGGUGGAGAAGAAGCGCAACUAGCGGAAUUUCCUCACAUGGCAGCAAUUGGAUGGAACAGCACAAGGAAUUUUGGCAUUGAGUGGGGAUGUGGAGGUGUCUUAAUAUCUUAUGACGUCGUUCUAACGGCGGCUCAUUGUAAUCUUAGACAAAUACCCGAAUAUGUGAGACUUGGCGAUCACGAUCUACUAAAACCAUCAGAAGGGUCUAGGCCACAAGAUUUUAGAAUUAAAGAAAUUAUCAGACAUCCAGACUAUCGCGUACCAUUGAAAUACCACGAUAUUGCUUUAAUUCGACUCAAUGGGCAUGCUAAAAUGGGAAAAUUUGUGAGGCCAGCUUGUCUUUGGCAAUCUUCAAGCAUCAAUUACACUCACGCAAUUGCGACUGGAUGGGGACAAAUUGAAUAUUCCGGACCAAAAUCCGAUGUUCUCAUGAAAGUGGUUCUCAACAUAACAUCCAAUGAAAAUUGCAAUAAAGAGUAUGAUAUUGCAAGAACACUUCCCCAAGGAAUUAUAGAAUCUCAACUUUGUGCCGGAUUUGACAGCAGUGGCAAGGAUACCUGUCAAGGAGAUUCUGGUGGACCUAUUCAAAUUGUAUCUCCUGAAAAUAGUUGCAUUUUUCACAUUAUUGGAAUAGUGUCAACGGGAAAAUUUUGUGGCAAUGCCAAUACCUCAGGAAUUUAUGCAAGAGUCUCCUCCUAUUUAGACUGGAUAGAGUCCAUCACCUGGCUGAUAAAUUAGAAUUCUUUGUGAUUUUUUUUAAUAAAUUGGAGAAUUCAGUAAUUAAAACAAAAAAAAAUAGAUAUUGAAUAAUAAGAAUAUAGAGAAUUUAUGAAAAAAAAAUUUAAGCACGAUAAAAUUAGUCAUAGUAUUAUUUAAAAUUUCCCUAAACAGUUUAUA
Phlebotomus papatasi is the source of this 1220-nucleotide messenger RNA. RefSeq names its product serine protease snake-like. Gene Ontology annotation, molecular function: serine-type endopeptidase activity. Bases 99 to 1061 code for a protein of 320 amino acids. The record is from RefSeq and is a predicted model, not a curated record. Lineage: Eukaryota; Metazoa; Arthropoda; Insecta; Diptera; Psychodidae. Gene Ontology annotation, biological process: proteolysis. The transcript has 5 exons.